AUGGGCUCAUAUACUGUUCCUUCUACGAUCCGGCGUAUUGUCAUCAUUGGCGCCGGUCCAACUGGUAUUGCUUUCGCAAAAUUCCUGCUGGCGGAGAAGACUUUUGAUCAGAUAGACAUAUUUGAGCAGCGAACUCGAGUCGGCGGGGUAUGGAACUGGUCUGAACCGAGAUUGUCGAAGCAUAUACCUAUCCCUCAAACAGAUCCGAGGUACGGGCAGCAGCAAGGUCUGAUGUGCUACGCGGAGAAGCCGUUCUCGGAGGAUGAUCCACUUUUUCCAUCUCAUGAAAGGGUGCUGGAAUACCUUGACGAGUAUGCUGGAGGAAUCAAACAUCUCAUCUCGUUUCAGCACCAGGUCGAGGACAUCCGACGCGAAAAUGAGGCGUGGUCGUUACGAGUCCGAGACCUUGAAACAGGCAAUGCUAGUGGAAGACACUUCGACGCAAUCGUCGUUGCCAAUGGCCACUACACUGUGCCGAAUGUACCAGCGAUCGAUGGCCUAAAGGCAUGGGAACAGGCGUAUCCCGGGUCCGUGAUACACUCAAAGGCGUAUCGAAGGCCGGAGGACUAUCUUGACAAGAAGGUCCUUGUUGUCGGCAACAAAGCAUCAGGUCUCGACAUCAGCUACCAAAUCGCACAAAAAGCACAGAAACCAGUCCUCAUGUCAGCUCGGUCGCCUUCUGCAUUGAGCGCUGGAACUCCUCCAGAUUGGCGCCGAGAUAUCGAAGAAGUUGUGGAGUUUCUGCCGCCUGCUCAACACAAUCGAGCCGUUCGGUGUCGGAGUGGUCACAUCGAAGAAGGGAUUGAUGCGGUCGUCUUUUGUACUGGCUAUUUCUAUUCCCUGCCAAUGCUUUCGAACAUUCAACCACCCCUGGUGACUGAUGGGCUCAGGAUCCGGGGACUAUUCAAGGAUUUGUUCCACAUUCAGCAUCCAUCACUUGUGCUACCAGUCAUCAACACUAUGGUGCUUCCCUUCUCCUUGGCUGAGAACCAAGCCGCUGUAGUUGCCAGGGUUUGGGCGGGCAGACUCGAGCUGCCGUCUAAAGACGUGAUGCGACGAUGGGAAGCAGACACCAUCGAAGCAAAUGGUCCGGGCAAGUAUUUUCAUCUGAAAAGGUUCCCCGACGAUGUUGCGCAGCUGAACGAACUCUAUGAUUGGGCAAAGUCGGCCAACGCGGUCCAUGGUCUUGAGAAUGAUGGCGAGGGCAAACUUGGAAGUCGUAGAAGCAGGGAGAUGGUUUGGAUCCGUUCGCAAUUCGCAUCGAUAAAGUCCGCGUUCAAUGCCAAAGGUGAGCAAAGGAAGUCAAUCAGGGAGCUUAGUGAACUUGGUUUCGAUUACGAGGACUGGUUAAGGACAUCUACUGAGGAGGAUCGCCAGAUGUUCACCACAGCAUUGUGCUGA
Cyphellophora attinorum is the source of this 1401-nucleotide messenger RNA. Its product is annotated as Thiol-specific monooxygenase. Gene Ontology annotation, molecular function: NADP binding; flavin adenine dinucleotide binding; N,N-dimethylaniline monooxygenase activity. Lineage: Eukaryota; Fungi; Ascomycota; Eurotiomycetes; Chaetothyriales; Cyphellophoraceae. The transcript is spliced from 3 exons. Bases 1 to 1401 code for a protein of 466 amino acids. The record is from RefSeq and is a predicted model, not a curated record.